UUUGGUACGUAUCGGAAUUAUAUUGUUCUCGAGUUAGUAUUUAAACCAGCACAACCAAAAAUGCCGAAGUCAUUUCUUUGAUGUUUGGGUUUCCAGAAAAUUGCCGUAAAUCGUUAACGCAGUAUCAAAAUUCUUGUGACGGAUAGCUCUAAGUACAUAUAGGAAGUUCCUGCAUAUAAAUUUUCGCAUUCACUUGGAAAAAUGUCAUCGUCAACCUUAUUAAUAUUGAUUACUUUUACAGCUGUUUCCGAUGCCCAGUUUCCAUCGUAUUUCUAUUCUUCACAAAACAACCUUUCGCCGCCAAACUGUGUCUGUGCGUCUCAGCAGCAAGGACUGUACAACACAUAUCCAUCUCAAAUCCCGAACAACAAUUAUGUUUAUCCAGGAGGACAGCUUCCGGUUAACCAGUAUCCGAAUCAGCCGUCCAUAAACCCUUAUCCGAACAAUCCAAACUAUCCGGCAAAUCCAUUCCCAUCCAACAACGUUCCUGGGAAUCUGAUCCCGCCUUUGUCAUCGAAUAACCCCAAUGUUGAUCGUGGACAAGGAAAUAAUUUUGGCCAGAGACACUUUGGUGGUCCUUUUGGCUAUAAUGGCGCAUCGACCACAAUGACAAACUAUCGCAUUUGUGGAACAGACAACAAUAUGUAUACGGAUGUCUGUCAAUUUGUCAAUGCGCAAGCCGCGAAUUCGGAGCUAGGUGGACGCCCAUGUGACUUGGCGGCUGCCAUUCAAGAAGUCAAUAGCGGAAGUGCUUUAUCUAGACAGGAUAACACAGGACCCGUGUGUCUGAACACCCGAGUGUCAUCUUCCUCAGCAAAUUUUGCCUUGGGAGUGAUGUCAACAUCACCAAGUAUCGGAAUACGUUGUCAGGGCUCAUGCCCUUGUCAGCUGAGGUGUCCUUCUACACAGGCUGGGAGUAUGCAGAGCCCUUCUACUUUCCAUCACUGGAGCUUCCAGCAUGGUCAUCACGGGCAUGGUAGACCGUUUGGAAGAUAGCCAAAUACUGACAAAUUCUUUCACAAAAUAAGUAUUUUUAAGCAUCUCUGAAUGUACAGAUAUAUUGGCUUAGCGCUGCACAAUGUCAAUAUACAGGAUCAUACCCUGUCGAAAGAUUGUUAUGAGGCGCAUCUAAAUAUGACAAUCCGUUUGCUGUUAUCAUUGCUUUUAGUGGAUAUAAAUUAAUACGACUCCGAUAUUUAUGUUGCACAACUGCUUUUAGAAAGCCUAAUUUUAAAACCAAUAUUUAUUCAAGUGAGUGGUACGAAAAACUGUGGGAUGUGGGAUAAAUCGGGAGCAGUCUUUUCCGCUU
Molecule: messenger RNA, 1309 nt
Organism: Paramacrobiotus metropolitanus
Lineage: Eukaryota; Metazoa; Tardigrada; Eutardigrada; Parachela; Macrobiotidae
Exons: 4
Coding region: 202-996 (264 amino acids)
Source: RefSeq, a predicted model, not a curated record